CUGACUCGGAUGUGUGUGUGUAAACCUGGAGAGAUUUAACCCGAGCUAACAGGGGGACGUUUUAAUGCUUGGUAGCGUUUGUUUCUUCAUUAACACAAUAUAUCUAUCGAAUGACAUCCGUGGUUGAGUACGGCCGACGGAGAGGCUCCAGUAAGAGAGUGUCUUCAGCUGAGGAACCCAGCAGGAUGAUGCAGCCGCCGGACCUCCGACAGGUCACCGUCCUAACCAAGGCUGAAUGGCUGAGGAUCCAAGAUGAACUGAACCGGGUUAAUAAAGACAAGCAAACUAUGAGCGAGGCAGCGAAACAGAGAGAGGCCCUGCACUUGAAAUCAGAAGAGGUUGUGAAACUGUGGUCCAACACCAUCGCUGGUCAAAGGCAAAAAAAGCUGGAGGCAAAGAAGAUUCGAGAGGAAAUUGAGGAGGAGAAAAGGAAAUCAACUGAUAAAGAAGAGGCCGAAUAUCAGGAGCAGAAGCGUAAAGAGGCCAUUGAGAAAGCCAAGACUCAGCUGUAUUAUCAGACUGACCGAGUCAAAGGAUUACAUCGUGCGCUCUUGCUGACAGAGGUGCUGAAGGAGAGGGAGGCUCAGAUUGAGCUGAAGCAACGGAUCAAGAGUGCCUCGAAAGAUGUGGACAAAGAUUUCUUGGACAUGGCGAAGACCAGAGAGGACGAGGCCCUGAAACAGGAGCAGGAGAAAGCGCUUCAGAAUAAGCUCCAAAGACGCGCGGUUGUGGAGGACCUGAAAAACCAGAUAAAGGAACAUGAGACGGUGAGAGAGCGACAGGUGAUAGAGAACAAGAAGGACGGAGAGGAAACCCAACAUCUCAAAGAACUCUAUCAGUGGGAGCAGAGAAUGGAGGAAGAGAGACAAGCUAAGGAGAAGAGAAACCUAAUGCAAGCUCACCUGGAGCAUAUCACCAAUAGGGACCUCAUAAGAGCAGCGGAUGCACAGAAACAGGAGGCCGAAGAGGAGCAAAGGAAACUUUUUCUCUCCGCAAAGCAAAAAAUGAUGAAGUUACGGAAAGACAGAGAGAAAGAACUGCUCAGAGAGGCCCAGGUGUGCAGAGAGAGGAUCAUGAACAAACUGACAGUCACACAGCAGGAGAACACCCACAGCGAGGAGCAGAGGAUCGCAAAGGCUGCCGCCGAGCAGGAAGCCAAAGAGGCACAGCAGCGGUGGCAGGAGGGGAAGAAGAGGGCUGCGAUGCUCAAGACGAUCAAUGCGCACAGAGAAUUCAUGAGACAAGAAAAGGAGCAGAGGGACAAAAUGGCAAAGCAGAACGCCCAGGAGACACUUCUGGCCAAGAAAGAGGCUGACAGAAUAUUUUCUGAGAAACAACAACUGAAGACUCGGAAGAUGAAAGAAGAUGAACGGAAACUACAAGACUUCAAUGCCACAAAAAUGGCUGAGAAAAGCACCAGGCACCAGCAGCUGCGGAGAGACGAACACGAGUUUGAAGAGAAAAACUCAGAACUCAUUGCCGAGGAGGAAAACGAAUUCCAGCAGUAUUCACAGCACGUCAUAAAAGCUGCAGCGGAGGCUCAGCGAAAUGUGUUUCCACUUCGUAAAGCAGCGAGGGAAGGUAUCGGUGGAGGGUUCGGUCCCGUGUUUAAUGGAGUCAGGGCUAGCUACCUUGUUCAGGACCGCACUGGCGCUCAGAUGCCCAAAUAUGUCUCUGGCACCACCCAGAACAUUAAAAAGCUUAAUGAGGCUGAAGAUAUUGAAGACGCAAAGAGACGACUUGGAUUUACGUGGUGAUAAGGUGACAGGUCACUCCCAGCUGGCAAAUUUAGCUGUUCCCCAAAAAUUGACCAUCUCUGAACACGCAGAAUGUUUCAUAACAUCCUUAAAAUGUCUGAAAUCACUCCCUCACUCACCACUCUGUAUAAAAUAGACACUCAAUAGUUUGCCCUAUAGUGGAUAGUAAAAUGGGAUUUUGGACACUAAGAAUUAUUUAGUCAUCACUUCCAGGUGUAGUGCUGCACAUCUUUUAUGUUCAGAAAAUACAACACAUUGCUUUGUGGGAUAAAAGUGUCUGUGGGGUGUCUUCUUGUAUAACACUCGGGUGCAGCCAGCGACCUGUCAUCUCCAUGCCAAGUCGUGGUUACUAUUUUUUGUUUAAUCCCAUUGUGUAAAUGUAGCGUAGUAUAGUAUAUAUGUAUGAUAGAAAGUGUGAUUUUCACACUCUUAGAGUGCACUAUAUAGUAAACAGGGAGUGGUUUUGGACACAAUUGUUUGCAGGGAUGUUCUACUUCUGUAAAGUUUCAUAUAUUCUGUAGAGAAAGUAACUUCUGGUCAA
Morone saxatilis (striped sea-bass) is the source of this 2298-nucleotide messenger RNA. It is a transcript of the gene cfap210, whose product is annotated as coiled-coil domain containing 173. The coding region runs from base 111 to 1757 and encodes 548 amino acids. The record is from RefSeq and is a predicted model, not a curated record. The transcript is spliced from 9 exons. Lineage: Eukaryota; Metazoa; Chordata; Actinopteri; Moronidae.